UUAACGCUGCUGCUAUUAGUUUUGAAGUGCGACCUGAGUUAGCUUCUUAGCUUCUGGAGUUAAAAAAUGAAACAUAUAAUUCUAUUUGGGUUUUUGUUAAAGAAAUGUCUUUGAGCUGAGUUUGCUCUUGAACCCCAAAAUGAUUAGAAGCACGUGUUUUCCGCUCCGUUGCGUCCUCUUUCGCUUCUUCCGCAGCUUCUCCCGUGAAGUCCGGACAGAUCAUGUUCGUGAAUGUGCCUCCAAACCUGACCUCACACGGGAAGCUUCUCUAUACGUUCAUUGGCCUUAUUGUCUUAGGAGAUGCUCCUACUGCAACUUUAACAAGUAUAUUCCCAGAGAAAACAAGGACAGCAUCAUGACUGAGUGCCUUCAGAGGGAAACUGAGACGUUGCUGCACCUCAGUCAAGUUUCCUGCAUCACCUCAGUGUUCUUUGGUGGUGGCUCUCCAAGCCUGGCUGACCCGUCCACCAUAGCCGCAGUCCUCGAGACGGUUUCCAAGCAGGCGAGCCUCUCAGAUCAGGCUGAGGUUACACUUGAGGUCAACCCGACUCCUGCAGGGAGGAUGAAGUUGGAAGGAUUUCACCUUGCAGGGGUGAACCGUUUUUCCGUUGGGGUGCAGUCUUUGCAGGAUGAGGACUUGAGAAGUCUGGGAAGAGACCACAAUUCACAAGAGGCUUUGCAAACUAUUGAAGAGGCCAGGAGGCUGUGUCCUGGUAGGGUGUCAGUGGACGUGAUGUUCGGACUACCCAAGCAGACAGCUGCAUCCUGGGAAGACCAGCUGUCCAAACUCUUUACUGUGUGUGAUGACCACGUGUCUCUGUAUCAGCUGACCCUUGAGAGAGGGACGCAGCUUUUUAAACAAGUGCAAAGUGGAGAAGUGAGCAUGCCUGCAGAAGAAGUGACUGCAGAGAUAUACCAACAUGCCAGAGAGACUCUUCACCAGCAUGGCUUUGUUCAGUAUGAAGUGUCAAAUUUUGCCAGAAAUAACUCAGAGAGCGAUCACAACUUGAGCUACUGGAGAGGAAAGCAGUACAUCGGUGUUGGUCCAGGAGCACACGGGCGGUUCGUUCCUCUUGGGGAGGGUGUAGUUGCCCGGGAGGCCCGCACUCAGACUCUGGAGCCUGACGCCUGGAUCCGUGAAGUCCAACAGAUGGGACAUGGCACGCGGAGGCGAAUACUCAUGAGCCGUCUUGACCUGUUGGAGGAGGUGUUGGUGAUGGGGAUGAGAAUGGCUGAAGGCAUUAGUCACAAGCACUGGGACGUGUUUUGCCCUCAAAUGGGCCUUCGUGAAGUAUUUAGUGAAUCUAUGUGUGUCCAGGAGCUGCUGCAGGGCGGACAGCUCAUUCUGGAUGACAGGGGUCUGCGCUGCACGUGGAAUGGCCUGGCAUUACUGGACUGUUUUCUUCCAACUCUCCUGGCAGAGCUGCAAGGACAAACGCUUUAGACACAGAUCUCUGUGUACAGCGGCGAGCAAUUACAGACCCAGACCUACAAUGGAAGUUACAACUAAAAGAUCAAGAGGCAUUUUGGUUUUAGGUCUCUUUGAAGCUGACAGGGUGAUAUGUGAAGAGAAAAAAAAUGUUCAACACUUGUAGUUGACACAGAAGCAGGCAUAGUUCAGAAAUCUCUGAUCUCCUAAAGAAUUGUUUUUUAAUAAAAAUAUUUUUCAUAUG
This is a messenger RNA of Oryzias latipes (Japanese medaka), 1673 nucleotides long. RefSeq names its product radical S-adenosyl methionine domain containing 1 (gene rsad1). The record is from RefSeq and is a predicted model, not a curated record. Gene Ontology annotation, molecular function: 4 iron, 4 sulfur cluster binding; coproporphyrinogen oxidase activity. Gene Ontology annotation, biological process: porphyrin-containing compound biosynthetic process. Gene Ontology annotation, cellular component: cytoplasm; mitochondrion. Lineage: Eukaryota; Metazoa; Chordata; Actinopteri; Beloniformes; Adrianichthyidae.